This is a messenger RNA of Cloeon dipterum, 899 nucleotides long. RefSeq names its product mitochondrial ribosomal protein L10 (gene mRpL10). NCBI's taxonomy places the organism in Eukaryota, Metazoa, Arthropoda, Insecta, Ephemeroptera, Baetidae. Gene Ontology annotation, biological process: translation. The transcript is spliced from 5 exons. The coding region runs from base 129 to 866 and encodes 245 amino acids. Gene Ontology annotation, cellular component: mitochondrial large ribosomal subunit. Gene Ontology annotation, molecular function: structural constituent of ribosome. The record is from RefSeq and is a predicted model, not a curated record.
CUUAAACAAGCCGGUUGCAUACCAUCUUGGCUGUAUAACACACGUUGUUUUGUUGUGCCAUAUGAUCGCUACGAUUUUGGGCCUGCUGAAGGGUUCUUGUGUUUUUUUACGAAUAUUUUAAACCAAAGAUGACUUCAAACAUUUUAAAAAGAGCCAUUCUUCUUCCGUGGACGCCAAGAGUGCAAAUCUUACGGUUUGGUAAGACGAAAGUCAACAUUCAAAGGCCACAUCCUCCUCACCCUAGUAAACUUAUGAUGUUGGAGGUCACGAAACCAAAGUUCCCGGAGCCACCGCCGUUAAUUACAGAGAUUUGCACCAAAAGCUCAGACAAAAAUUACAACAAAGAAGAGAUUGAUAAUCCGUAUGAACGAAUCCUUGCCAGGGAAUUGAUGGAAUCGGUAGAAAGCUCCGAAUUUGUGUGCAUUUUUCAAGAUUUGUUCAUGAAUGGCGAAGAAAGAUACAAUGAGUUUGCAAUUUUGAAGCGGAAAGGAAUCCACCUGCAAACAUUUGGCAAGCAAGUUGCGACUCGCGCAUUUAAAGGGACAAAAUACGAGGCCAUCCUGCCCCUCAUGAUCUACCACAACUCGAUAGCGUUUGCUGAAAAAUCGUCAGCAGUGAAAACACUCAUGUCUCUGAAGAAAAAGAUUCGCCACCACGUUUUAAUCGCUGGAAUCGUGGAAGACCGGUUGAUGACUGUGUCCCAGCUGGAAAAAUACGCCGCCCUGCCAGACCUGACGAUGGCCAGAGCGCAGUUGGUGUCUGUCCUGAACAGUGCGGGCGGCACUCUGGUUUCCCAGCUGAACACGCACCAGCAAAACUUUGUGUCCAACCUUGAGUCCCGAAUGGAGCAGUUGAAAAGUGGAUAAAGACAUUUGAUUAUGAGUUUAAAUAGUUGAGAU